Messenger RNA from Xiphias gladius (swordfish), 3417 nucleotides. Its product is annotated as monocarboxylate transporter 9-like. Gene Ontology annotation, molecular function: monocarboxylic acid transmembrane transporter activity. The transcript is spliced from 9 exons. Bases 199 to 1686 code for a protein of 495 amino acids. NCBI's taxonomy places the organism in Eukaryota, Metazoa, Chordata, Actinopteri, Istiophoriformes, Xiphiidae. Gene Ontology annotation, biological process: monocarboxylic acid transport; transmembrane transport. The record is from RefSeq and is a predicted model, not a curated record.
GACAGGACAGACAGACAUCAGACAAAGACAGGACAGAGACAGCCGAGGCUGAGCAAGACGCAUGGGCGAUGAAAGCGAACGCGUGAAGUCGGUGGCUCCGCCGGCGAAGAAGACCGAAGUCAAGAGACGCACUAAACCAGACAGCUUGGCUUGUUUCCUCGUCCUGGCGUGUCCCUGCAGGUCACUCAUAAUAGCACAAUGUCUGCCCUGGCCCCUGGCCCUCCAGCCGCCCGGCCCCCGUCCCUGGACGGUGGGUGGGGCUGGGCAAUCGUGGCGUCGGGCUUCCUGGCUCUGCUGCUGGGGUACGGCUCUCCUCAGUCUGUGGGCGUCCUCUACCCAGAGUGGCUGCUGGCCUUUGGGGAGGGGAAGGCCAUGACGGCUUGGGUGGGCUCACUGGUGGCCGGAGUUGGACUCAUAGUUGGUCCUAUCUGCAGUGUUUGUGUGGUGAAUUUCGGUGCUCGCCCCGUCACCGUCUUCAGCGGUGUGAUGGUUGCGGGGGGGUUGAUGCUCAGCUCCUUUGCUCCCAACAUCCCCUUCCUCAUCUUCUCCUAUGGCAUCGUGGUCGGUGUCGGUGUCGGUCUGUUGUACACUGCCACUCUCACCAUCACCUGUCAGUACUUUGACAAGAAGAGAGGUCUGGCUCUGGGAAUAGUGAGCACAGGUACAAGUGUGGGCGGUUUCCUGUACGCCACACUGCAGAGCCAGCUCAUUGAGCUGUUGGGUUUGGAUGGCUGUCUGCUCAUCAUCGGAGCGUUGGCGCUGAACGUGGUGGCGUGUGCCGGCCCCAUGCGACCUUUAACCCCGCCUAGAUACUACCUCAAGCAGCGAGCAGCCAUAUUAGAGCAGCGGCUUCAGGAGGAGGAGGAGCUGUACAAUCAAAAGCCUUCAGCCAAAGAUCAGGUCACCACCAAAACCAAGGAGCCGCUGGUCAGGAGGAGGAGUUUGUUCAGCUGUUCAGCCUUCAUCAAGAUGAUCAAGGUCAAGAUGAGACAAUAUACCCAGAGUUUGUCCUCCAUGUUGUCUCUCCUUCGGGACAGAGUCCUCAUGGCCUUGUGCAUCUCUCUCUUCUUCUUCAGCCUCGGUAACUUCCCCCCUCAGCUCUUCCUGGAGGACCUAGCUCAGAGCUCCGGGCUGACGGAGGGUGUCGCCUCCAUCUCCUUGGUAUCCCUCAUCUUAAUUGGGGGCGUUGUGGGUAAACUGGGUCUGGGUGUCAUCGCCGAUGUGCCGCGGGUCGACAGCGUCCUCCUGUACGCCCUGACGGUUGGAGUGAGCGGGCUGUCAGUGCUGCUCAUCCCCCUCACCAGUUCGUACCUGGACCUCCAGGUGCUGUCGGUGGUCCUGGGCUUCCUGAGCGGGAACUGGACUCUGACUCCGUACGUCAUCAGUCAGGUGGUCGGCGCGGAAAAGCUCGCCGAGGCUCAUGGGAUCCUCAUGUUCUUUGGAGGCGUCGGUAUCACACUGGGUCCUCCUGUCAUAGGUUGUUUCUACGACUUCUGUCAGUCAUACGACGUCGCCUUCUUCAUCAGCGGGGGCGGCAUGAUGGUCGGCAGCACGUUCCUCUUCCUCGCCGCCCUCCUGCAGCAACCACCACCAAAAACCCCUCCCCCUCCUGCGAUGGCCCCUGAGACCGAGCUCAUCGGCUGUACGGUUACCAUGGAAACAGACACUACCUCACCUGUCACCUGACAGACCAAACAAAUUCUGGAUCCAAACGAAGAUUUUCAAGUUUAAAAUCUGAAUCCUGGUUCUGAAUGAAGACUUUGCACUCGACGUUUUACGACAAGGGUUGACGUUAGUCAAAUCAAACUUUAUUUUUCUAUACGCUUUUAAAACGAGCUUUUAAACACACAAAGUGUCAGACUCGACGAAAUGUCGGACGAGUAGUUGGUUGAUCACAGACCCUCACACGGAGUUUGAUUUGUCUCCUCAGUGGACAUAGGUUUCUAGGAGAUUUGUUCCUAAUUCCAGGUCAUUAAUUGAUGUCACAACCUCAAUUUAGAUACAUUUUUAAACACUCCGUUCAGAUCAGUUUACAGUAAAUGAAAACAGUUGAAGAACCUCACAAAUAAAGCUCUGUGUCUGUACAAAACCUUCCUGUGACCCCAGACUGUCCAUGGAGGUAGAGAAGUGCCAAAUGAGAAGAAGUAAGAGGCUUUUAAAAUGAUGUCUUCAUCAUGUUGUCUCCUGUGGACAGACUCUCUCUGUGUUGGACUCUGGUUGAUCAUAAUUCUCAGGUUUUUAAGUUUUACACCUUCGAUACAGUCUCACUGUGAGCUGACUGAACAUCAGGACUGAGAUCGACAAAUAUCAAAAUAUUAAAAUGUUGUUUGAUGGGACAUAAAGAAAGAAAAACAACAGAGAAAAGGGUUCGAAAAGAAAAAGAAAAAAAAACCAGCUGAAGUUAAAACGUGCACAUGGUGGGAACAUUAUCGGCUGAUUCCACUAUUUUUAAAUCGGACUACUUCUGGAUGAAGAAACAAUAAGUCAGCAAUGAAAGAUUUCUUCAUGUGAGUUUUAAUCUCAACAGUCUUGAAACAACAUUUAGACCUUCACGUUGGGAAAUAAAACGGUUAUUUAACAGGUUCAUAGUACUAUAGCAUAGAUAUUUUCUAAUAAAACCACUAGAAUAUUAGUGUCUUCAUGAACACAGUUGAUGUUACUGUUGUUUUUAGAUAAUUUUCUGCUUUUGAAAAAGCUCUGAAGUUUUCAGAGGAACCACAAACAUCUCACUGAUGUGAAGCUUGAAUUUACAAAAAACUGGUAGGACCUGAAUGCAGCAGACGUCUCGGUAUUCAGAUUUAUAUUCAGUUAGUUUAGAAUUUGAUUAUUAUUGUUUUUGAUAUUUUUUUGCAUUUUUAAGUUUGAAUUUUACUAAGGAAAUGUUUUGUUUUUUUUAUCGGACGGGUUUUUAUGAUUUCGGUUUGUUUAUGCCUUAUUGUUCUUAUUAUUCUGCAUUUUAUUUGUUCAUUUUGAUGUUUUUUGAAGACUAUGUUAUAUCAAUGUUCAAUGUUCAUAUCAAAGAAAAAGAAGAUGGGAGUGCACUUUAAAUCCAACCCACAUGACACAUCCUUUCGUUUGUUUACAGGGUAAAAAAAAGGAGCUUUUAAGCAUCAUGGAGGAUUUUUUUUUUGGAAAGAGCUCCAUGGGCUGAAGGGACAAAAUUUUCAUAAAUAAAGAAAAUAAACUGGACAAAAAGACUUUUUGGUUCCUAAUAUAAGUGGAAUUAUACAGCACAGAGGGAAAGAUUAGUCUAUAAGAUUUGUCAGAGGAUGAUCGAAGAGGGUGUGGCGGGACGUGAAAUGCUAAAGAAUCAGUAGUAUAAACUGGUCCCGGGUCCUAUAUUUACAGAGGUUUAUACAUCAGUAGAGAAACUUUAAAAUCUUGUUGGUUUUAGGUAAUUUGGUGGCAGAGCUCUGA